AUGGAGAAUGUGCCCUAUUCAUUUAUGUUGUAUCACACUGCAUAUGAAAUCCCCUGGCUAAAUGAAAAUUUUUUGGAUACCAAAGGUUUAACUUCUGUUGCUCUUGGGCAGUUUUGGUUAGAAAUUGUUAAACAAUUAGCAGAUAAUAUUUUAAUUCCAUUUAAUAUCGAAGAUUAUUGUCUAGCACUAUAUGAAUUUUUGGCAAGGGCUAAUGCACAAAUGAAAUUGGAAGGUGUAACAAAAUUCAUCAACAAUACAAAACUUGACUUACUACAAAAAUCCUUGGAAAGAUUCCAUAAAUUAUCAAUUCCCUUUCAACAAUUUAUUAAUGCUGUAAAUAAUGGGAAAAUGCCAAUUUCAUUAAUUAAACGUGAACAAAUUAAUCAAAGACUACUUUUAUUGGAACGUUGUUUUUUAAUUACAAAUGUUGACAAAACUGAUGAAAAUAGAGAAAAUAGACGACAUUCUAUAUUUUCUGCACCUAUUGAAGAAGAAAAUUCCGGGGUUAUUAAUUUUAAAUAA
Molecule: messenger RNA, 522 nt
Organism: Meloidogyne enterolobii
Lineage: Eukaryota; Metazoa; Nematoda; Chromadorea; Rhabditida; Meloidogynidae
Source: the annotation of a GenBank genome assembly